CUUGAAAAAAAAUCAUGCACUCAAUGACCUCAUUCAAAAUAGAGAAACUGAAGCCCAGAAAGAUGGUGUGAUAUACAGAAGGCCAUCAGCCAGUGAUCGUUGGAGCUGCUAAAGAAAUGUCAAAGAUUGGGAGUUUCGAAGGAUUCCAGCCUGUGUCUCUGAAGCAAGAGGGAGAAGACCAACCCUUGGAAACUGAUGAGCUGUCCACAGAAGUAGGGGACUCAGGCAUGGACUCAGCACCAAGGCAGAUGUCAAGGCAGCCAAGUGUGACCAAAUCGACACUCUACCCCAACCCUUAUCACCAGCCUUAUAGCUCACGGAAGUACUUCGUUACACGGCCAGGGGCCAUUGAGACUGCCAUGGAAGACUUGAAAGCCCACAUAGCCAAGACUUCUGAAGAGAAAAUCCAAGGCUUCUGGCUGUUGACAGAGAUAGACCACUGGAACAAUGAGAAGGAGAGGAUUUUGCUGAUCACAGACAAGACUCUCAUGAUCUGCAAAUAUGACUUCAUCAUGCUCAGCUGCGUGCAGUUGCAGCACAUUCCGCUGACUGCUAUUCAUCGCAUUAGCCUGGGCAAGUUUGCCUUCCCGGGUAUGUCACUGGACAGGAGACAAGGAGACGGCCUUAGGAUCUACUGGGGGAGCCCAGAACAGCAGUCUCUUCUGUCCCGAUGGAACCCGUGGUCCACUGAGAUGCCUUAUGCUACCCUCUCUGAGCACCCUGUGAAACACACCAGUGAGAAGUUCCUCGAAAUUUGCAAGUUGUCUGGGUUCACAUCUAAGCUUGUUCCAGCUAUCCAGAAUGCACUCAAGAGUUCCAGUGGAUCUGAAAGAGGAAAGGGACUGAUGGUGUUAACUGAACCCAUUUUGAUUGAGACCUACACGGGGCUGAUGUCAUUCAUUGGAAACCGCAACAAACUUGGUUAUUCCCUUGCCCGUGGGAGCAUUGGUUUUUGAGACUCUCUUUGAUGUACAAGUACAUCAUCCCUAGAUGUGUCAUUAUUGAAGAUUUGGGUUCAGCUGCCAUAUUUUUGGACUGCAACAACUACUUUUAAAUAGUAUCGCAUGCUUUUGAAUAUUUAGUACCUUAGGACAUCUAAACAGCUUGAUUAGAAUGAUAGAUGCACACUUCAGACCUCACAUAAUGAUGAUCAAAUUUCCUAAAACCAGAAAAGAAAUUCUCCGAAGCCCAUCAGAUAAUGUUAUCAAAUGAAUAGCUGAUCAUAAACUCAGGGCAGACUCUGGGUUCUGGCUCCCCUGUCUUCUAGAUGUAGGCAUUUUCCAAGUCUUGAUCUUCUGCCUUCUGAUGAUGAUCUUGUCUUUCAUUGGAGUCUCACUGUCUAUAUUAUUUCAACUACUCUUUUUAUUAGAAUGAGUUCCAAAUACAUAUUUGCACCCUUGAUAUUUCUUCAAGAGUCAAUUUUGUACCUGUGUGUGUAUAUAUAUACGUAUCAGUGAUGGCCUCUCACAUUCAGCAUCUUCAAAUUCAUGGAUUUCUCUGUGGCAUUUUUAUGGCCCAGUCAUCAUCCUAGAAAUCCAUCAGUCUUGAAUUCCCUGCCAAAUACCUCCCCUGUAGUAGCUGUCUUAGUCUGUAUGGGCUGAUAUAACACCACCACAGAUUGGAUGGCUUAUAAACAACAGAAAUUUCUUUCUCACUGUUCUGGAGGCCGGAAUUCUGUUUGCGAUCAGGGCGCCUGGACGGUCAGGUGAGGGCACUGUUCCCAGGUUGCAGGCUUCUUGUUAUACCCUCACAUGGUAAAGGGGCAAAGGUGUUCUCUUGUGCUUCUUUCACAAGGGUGUUAAUCUCAUCCAUGAGGCCUCUGCCCUUAUAACCUAAUCACUGUCUAAAGACCCCACCUCUUAAUACCGUCAUAUUAAACUUUAGGAUUUCAACAUAUAAAAUUUGGGGGGACACAAACAUUCCCACCAUAGCAGAACCACAUCUGUAUGUGGCUUAGCAUUGUACCCCAGAGCCCAGAUAGUGAACUGUUCAUUCUUCUUUCAAAAAUGUUCAUAUACUCCUCCUUUCCAUUCUCACAGGUAUAUUAUUAGAUCAACUUUUUAAUUCUGUUCACCUGGAUAAUGGCUAUAGUCUGCUUUUUGUCUUUUUUUUUAAAGGUCAUUGUCUUUUAAUUGGUAUCCUCACUCCAAGGCUACCCCCUUCUAAUCCAUCCUGCUCUUGGUUGCCAGAGUCCUAAAGCACAAUUUGAUUAUAUAAUUCCCUAAGAAGUUUCAAUAGCUCAUUUCCCUUUGCAGUGUUUUGUUCAAACAUUUUUUUUUCUAUAGCAGACCCUUUCAUUCUAAUAGAUGCCCAAUAUGUAAAACGGAUAAAAGAGGGGCCAACAUGAUUGAAGGGGAGGUGGGAAGCCCACUGGUCUUUUUAUGUGGGUCUCAGAGGGGCCUCCUAUGGAAUGUCCAUGGAUCCAGAGGGUUUCGCAGUUUCCAAAGGAGGUAUCAUAAGUUUGAUUAGGAAUAGGAGUACACACAAGAGGUGUUAAGUACCAGCAUAUCAUCAUAAAAAUGUCAUAGUCAGCCAUCUUUUUAACCUGCUCUUUUUUUUUUUUAAUUUUGUUAAAUUUAUUAGGGUGACCUUGGUUCAUAAGAUUAUAUAAUUUUGUCCUAACUCAUUCUAUAUUUCAAUUGCUCUUUUCUCUCUUAUUUCCUCUUCAUCUCUCCUUGACUUAUAUCUAAUUUUGAACAACUUGGGAGAUUAUCUCAUCUUUUAUCAUCUCUUCAAGUUUCUUUUAUUUUUCAAUUUUUCAAUUUUAUUUGUAAUUUAUUUUGAAAAGAAUGUUGAACACUAUAAGUAUUACAAUCAGCUCUUUGCCUGUCCCAAGACCCAAAGUUGAGACACCUUGGUUGGUAUUCAAAUGAAAAAUUCCAAGUAAUUUUUCUUUUUUUUCUUAUGUGGAGUCUAUUUUGAAGUCUUUUCUUUGGAAAAACGUACUUCCUCAAUUCCAAAGAUCUGUCUGCCCUCUGAUACAUUUGCAAACAUCAAUUUGAUGCAAGCAUUGAAAGCCCAAGCCUUGAAUAAACCUCAUUUUAUUUUGUCUUUGUUUACUUCCAUUAGUAUUUCUCUCCCUCCCUCUCUUUUCCCUUCACAGCCCCCACGUUUUCCCCCCAUGAUGGCAAAUAUUGUUACAGUCCCCAAGGCAGGGAACUUCUAUUCAGACUGUAAAAGGAAAUGUUGAAAUUCUUAGCUGUCCUGUCAACAGUAGUGGAAUGAAAAGUCGUUGGAUUGUUUUGGCAGUCAUUCUGAAGUAGACAUAAUUGGCAAAUUAUUAUAACCCUGUUGCCCGAAAAUCCCCAUUUGCCUCAAGAUAGUGGCAUUUGUUGGCAGAAGCCUCUGAAAUGUCCAGCCUAUUCUUUUGAGUUACCAUUUAAGGAUCAGCCUGACAAUUGACUUCUUUCUGCACAGUUGUCCCCUUUGUGACCUAAGUAGGACUGUUCCCAAAUGACCCUCUAAACGACACAGUGCAUCAUCAAUGGAAUCAAAUCAGAAAAGAUGAGAGGAGGCAGAUGUCUCUUAGCCUUGAGGUCCAGUCUGUAACAACAGGAUAAGCAUUUAAUAAGACAAAAGUUGUUUACUGUAGAGAAAAGUGAACUCAGAGAUGACAGGAGAACUAUCUUGAUUAUUUUGCAAAGACUGUCUUCUGGGACAUCCCAUAAAGUAAUAAAUGGGAUCUGGAAAGCAGGAUUAUGAUCAUGAGAGAAUACAGGAAUUUGGAUGACAAUUUAAGAUAAGAAUCAACUUCUUACCAUUAGAAAUGUCCAAAAACUGAAUGGCUUGCUCCUUGAAAUAGUAAGCACCCUAUUGCUUGAUGUGUUCAAGUAGGGACAGAUAACGUGGAUAUUGUGAAAGGGAUUGCUGAAGAGAUGAUUGAUGUAAUCCUUUAACCUAUGAUUUUUAUAUUUCUUCAAAUAAUUGUUGCUAUUGAUUAGGUUAGUAGACUUUUUUUCUGGAAAGAAUUGAAUCUGUCCUGUGAGACCCUGGAAAAUUACCUUAACUUUUUAAUU
Messenger RNA from Rhinolophus ferrumequinum (greater horseshoe bat), 4016 nucleotides. It is a transcript of the gene TPRG1, whose product is annotated as tumor protein p63 regulated 1. The record is from RefSeq and is a predicted model, not a curated record. NCBI's taxonomy places the organism in Eukaryota, Metazoa, Chordata, Mammalia, Chiroptera, Rhinolophidae. The coding region runs from base 117 to 956 and encodes 279 amino acids. The transcript is spliced from 6 exons. Gene Ontology annotation, cellular component: cytoplasm.